AUGGCAGACCCUGCCUCGUUCUUGGUGCACGGAGAGAUGUCGCCCUGGAUACACCAAGAAACUCCAAUAGUCAAAGCCAACAAUCACAGCCUCUCCUAUGUUCUCCUCAUCUCCCUCCUGCUUUCAUUUCUCUCCUCUUUUCUCUUCAUCGGUCAGCCCCAGAAGGUGACCUGCCUUCUCCGACAAACAGUUUUCAGCAUCAUCUUCUCCAUUGCCAUCUCUUCUGUGUUGGCCAAGACUGUCACUGUGGUGGUGGCCUUCAUGGCCUCACAGCCAGGCAGCAGGAUGAGGAAAUGGCUGCGGAAGAGCUUGGCCAACUCCAUUAUCUUUUCCUGUUCCGGUAUUCAAGUGGGCAUCUGCACUCUCUGGCUGGGCAUCUCUCCCCCCUUCCCAGAGGCUGACAUGCACUCCCAGUCUGGACAGAUCGUCCUGCAAUGUAACGAAGGGUCUGUCACCAUGUUUUAUGCUGCCCUCGGCUACAUGGGCUUCCUGGCCACCGUCUCCUUCAUGGUGGCUUUCCUAGCCAGGAAGCUGCCUGGGGCGUUCAAUGAAGCCAAGCUGAUCACCUUCAGCAUGUUGCCCCAGAAGCUGACCUGCCUUCUCCGACAAACAGUCUUAAGCAUCAUCUUCUCCGUUGCCGUCUCUUCUGUGUUGGCCAAGACUGUCACUGUGGUGGUGGCCUUCAUGGCCUCACAGCCAGGCAGCAGGAUGAGGAAAUGGCUGGGGAAGAGCAUGGCCAACUCCAUUGUCUUUUCCUGCUCCGGUGUUCAAGUGGGCAUCUGCACUCUCUGGCUGGGCAUCUCUCCCCCCUUCCCAGAGGCUGACAUGCACUCCCAGCCUGGACAGAUCGUCCUGCAAUGUAAUGCUAGCUUAGCCAAGUACAGCGUCUUGGCUUCCGAAGGCAAAGUGCCCCGUCAAUAUGAUAACUGA
Euleptes europaea (tarantolino) is the source of this 930-nucleotide messenger RNA. RefSeq names its product vomeronasal type-2 receptor 26-like. Gene Ontology annotation, biological process: G protein-coupled receptor signaling pathway. Lineage: Eukaryota; Metazoa; Chordata; Lepidosauria; Squamata; Sphaerodactylidae. Gene Ontology annotation, cellular component: membrane. The record is from RefSeq and is a predicted model, not a curated record. Gene Ontology annotation, molecular function: G protein-coupled receptor activity. The transcript is spliced from 6 exons. The coding region runs from base 1 to 930 and encodes 309 amino acids.